Molecule: messenger RNA, 2198 nt
Organism: Anguilla rostrata (American eel)
Lineage: Eukaryota; Metazoa; Chordata; Actinopteri; Anguilliformes; Anguillidae
Product: ermin-like
Exons: 2
Coding region: 207-1178 (323 amino acids)
Biological process (GO): actin filament organization; morphogenesis of a branching structure; regulation of cell shape
Cellular component (GO): extracellular exosome; internode region of axon; filopodium
Molecular function (GO): actin filament binding
Source: RefSeq, a predicted model, not a curated record
AUUGGAGAACUGGAAUGGCAUUGAGCUUUGGCAGGCUAGGGACCUAUUGACUUGUUUGUUUGUUCAGCCCACCAUUUCAGGACUUGAAAUGGGUGGGGAGCAGACUCAAGCGAGGACGUCAAAAAACACGUACUUCUGUAUGUAGACAAAGGAGAGAAAAAGCAAGACUGAGAAGCAGGGAAUCACAGCCCACAACUGCCACAAAUAUGGCUGAGAGGACUGAUGCAACCCUGCUGGACCUGGUAGGAAGUGCAUCAUUGACUGGAGCUGUGGAGGUCAUUGGCGGGGAAAGAGACACCCAGGCCCUAGUGGAUGUGGUGGAUGCCACCACUGACGUUCUGGAGGAAGAUGACGACAAUGAUUCAGUUUUUUACAAUAGGGAAACUGCAUUGCCAGGCAUCUGCAAAGAGGGCAUGAGAGGGGCUGAUCUCAUUUCCUGCCCUCUAAUGGCCUCGCUGGUGCUAGGGCCUAAUAAUGCAGACACCAGUGAGGCUGUCACAAAGCCUGCCAGAAACCCCAGCCCCUUGGAGUCUGAAGAUCCGCUUGGUGCCAGCUAUGGCAGCGCCGACCCCCUUUCCGACCAGAGCAGAGCUGUGCAGUCUGAGGACAAGGGCACUCCCCUGAAUCUGAUGGAAUCAGAACCUCAAACUGAACCCCAAGAGGGUUCUUGCCUACCCACUGCCCAAAAUCCAGGAGGAACUGAAAUAAAAAGCUCAGCAGGUUCGUCUGGACUGGAGUUGGACAGAAAAAAAGGGAGAGACGAAGUGAUAUCAGUGCCGCAGAUGGCACAGGAAGUGACGCCGCUGGCUGCCUCAGUACCCGUGCUUGAGAAGGAGGAAGGUCAGGUGAAUGGGGAUGAAAAGGCCCCAGCAGAGGGGCCCAGCGAGGAGCUCAUGAGUGAGAGCCAGGAUGAGCUGGAGGAGGAUGAGGAGGGGGAGGAGGAAGAGGUGACUGAAGGUGUGCAGCAGGAGAGCAGCUCAGAGGGCUCUCAGAGCUCACAGGGAGCCAGCCCAAGGUGCAGUGUCCAGUCCUCUGGAGAGAUGUCCCCUGGGGGCAGCCAGAAAUCAUCCACGAGCCGCCACAGCAACUCCAAGUACAACACCGUCUCUUACCGUAAGAUCCGCAAAGGAAACACGAAGCAAAGGAUCGAUGAGUUUGAGUCCAUGAUGCACUUGUAAAAAGGCACAUUACUGGUCAAAUGAGUUGUGUAGCCUUCACCAGCCAGAGAAGAGAAGAAAGUGUUAAACUUCAAAUCAUCAUUAAAAAUGUCAAUAUUUAUGCCACAAACUGGAAUGUUACACUAUUAGAUUUCAUAAGCUUUGUGUUCCUUCAUAAGUUUCAGAUUUUUAAUACUGCUCACACUUAAUGGUGAUGUCACACACAGAAGCAGUAGAUUGUGACAUCUUUUGCGUUAGUUGAUUCUUACCGCAUGGUUUUACAUCUUAAAUAAAAAUACAUAUAUUUUCACCUCUGCUUGAAAUUAACUUUGCAGUCAUAAUCUGGUUCAAAAUGCAAAUUGUAACAAUAGUCAAACUUGGAGAAUAAAUAAAGGGAGUGGGAAUUAAAUUAUUUUACUAACGUUAUAACUAAACCGAUGAAAACAUUGGUAGUGGUUAUAUCAAUAAAAUGAAAUUGUAUGUUUGUAUUGUAGCAAUUAUAUACGCUUGCAGAAGUUGUAACAAGUUAGUUGAGUCUAUUGGUCAUAAAAGACAAUGUUGAUCUACUGGAUUGUUUUACUUCUGAAAGCAAUGUCUCACUAAGAAAAUUAUUGGACUGACAUGGGUUGAAGUGGCUGUUUUGUUUACCUUUAACAGAUUUAUAAUUUGUUUUAAGUUUGUUUUUAGUGAUUAUGCUACACAGGGCUUUAGUUAUAACAGAGUAUGAUUCUGUUAUCCUAAUACUAUACACUCUCCUUUCAAUGAAACUUAUUUACAUUAAACUAGGCAUGGAAGCACUUGUAAAAAAGUUGCAGGCACCAUAGGUUUAUGUAGAAGUCAAAAUACAUCUGCAAGAAGCAAUGGCUGGGAAUCAAAGACAACAUGUCAUGUUGUCAUGAAAAAUCAGGACUGGUGUCAAAAGUGCGAUCAAUAAAGUAUGUUAGAAGUGUAAUGCUUUGCAUGCAUAUAGUUCAUUUAAAACAAUGUUUUUGUAAAUUAAGGAAAAUAAAUAUUGCAGCAUUGCUGUCAUGUGACCAACAA